This is a messenger RNA of Effrenium voratum, 384 nucleotides long. The record is from the annotation of a GenBank genome assembly. NCBI's taxonomy places the organism in Eukaryota, Dinophyceae, Suessiales, Symbiodiniaceae.
AUGAAGGUGUCGGUGUCUGUCAAGGGUGCCAACCAGCAGCUGGAUGGGGUCUACGUGCGACGGGACGACUCCAACAGCAUCCGGCAGCGCUGGAAGAAUCUGAUGCACCCAGACCAGUGGAUCGUGUAUGACCACGACGAGUGCCUUUGGAAGGUGGGGCUCCCGGAGAAAGCGGUGGCCACCGCCUCGCGGGAGAACUGCGAGGCGGAGGCGGAGUGGUUCGCGCAGACACCCAACUUGGAGGACGGCAAGCUGAGGAUAGUGGUGGCGGGCGUGGAGGACCGCCAGCAGUCCAUGAGCAACAGCAACGAGCGCACGCUGAGCGAACGCACGCCCCCGCAGAAGAGGCCCUUGCUGGUCUCAACAGCCGGUGCCGUGCCCUGA